CUUUGAUUUAAAAAAGAGACAUGUCCAAACCUAUAUUUCUGGACGUUGAUUCCAGUAUUGUUGAACAAAACCUUCUAAUCAAGAAGGAUUCAGAGGAAGACGAAUUAAACAAAUUAUUUGAGCAGAGAAAUUAUCCGUCCAAAUUAAUAAAGCCAACUCCAGGCUUUUGCAUUAAAACCCGAGAACUCGCCGGAAAUGGCAAAGUAUUCAUCAAUAUAUGCCAAACAGACGCCAUUCCGCCGCCUAAAGACAUCACCACAGCCGAACUGCAAGAAAUCCUCGAAUCUGACGAACCCGGCGAUUAUCGGGUACCCAUGAGCAUCGGCGAAACUCGAAUAGAAAGCGACAAGAAAGGCGAGAAAGCGAAAGUUUGCGACGUCGCCAUCAACCCCUCUUUCUUUAACAAAGUCACUUCCAUUCCCGAAUUCAAGAACUUCUUCUUGGCUAUAGUGUUUCACGGUUUGCAGGACAAGUACAAUUUGGACUUCGUCGAGGAGAAAAUCAUUUUGCAGAAUCGCAAGGCGUUCGGUACUUUGCAAACGCACAGGAUCCAGCAGAGAGAAAUCGAACAGAAGAUGGCUGCGAACGGAAGUGAUGCUCCGUUGUUGGGAAGCGUCGGCGAUACUAAAAUAGGAAGGAAACCCAUGAUAGAAACUAUCUCUAGCGUGGAUAAUGUUGUUAAAGAACCUGAUUAUCGGCUAUACAAAAAGAAGGACGGGCAGAAUUGUUUGCAUGGUGAAUUUAAGUUACCGGAUGUGAUAUCUGUGAAAGAAUUAACUUUAGACGUUGGCGAAGAUAGAAUUUUAUUGGAAUCCAAAGUUAGAGGCUAUCUUCUCGAUAUAUUUGUUCCUUACAUUAUUAAGCAGAAGAACUGUUCGUCUGCAUUUAACAAAUCUUCUAAGGUUUUAACUGUUACUAUGCCUCUUGUUGGAGGAUAA
This is a messenger RNA of Psylliodes chrysocephalus, 938 nucleotides long. The record is from the annotation of a GenBank genome assembly. NCBI's taxonomy places the organism in Eukaryota, Metazoa, Arthropoda, Insecta, Coleoptera, Chrysomelidae.